AUGGAUUUGAAAUUAAUUUGCCAAGAAAGCGCGACAAAUGCGUCAACAACAGAAGCAGCGACAGUAACCUCUAUGACGAUUAAUAGUAAGAACAAAGCGAUUGAUUUAAAAAUCGACAAUGAUAAUUCGCAACAAACUCAAUCUUUGCCACCAUCGGAAUUCGGCAAUGAUAACAAUGCUAUUGCACCGACAUCAACUUCUCAAUCUCAUUCUCAAUUACAACAAUUUCCAUCGCAACAACUUACCGCUGUUGCUGUUACUUCUCAGCCAUCAUCAUCAUCUAGAUCAUCUACUCCAUCUGCUCCUCCUCCACAAUCACACUUGCAACAAGGACAACUUUUAACUCCUCCAUAUAAUAAAGAGGGUCAUAUUUCGGAUUUAAUAAAUAAAACCUUCGAAGUACUCUAUGCUUUAAAUGCUCUGAAAGAUGAGACCAUUCGGAAGGGUCCUAAACGAUUGGCACCCCCGGGAAGAUGUCACUCGUGUAACAUACAAGAAACACCCGAAUGGCGUCGAGGCCCUGAUGGAGCAAGAACUUUAUGUAACGCUUGUGGUUUGCAUUUCGCCAAAUUAACAAGAAAACGUUCACAAGCUGCAAUGUUGGAACAUCAAAGAUUCCAAGAAUAUUAUACACGCUAG
This is a messenger RNA of Entrophospora sp. SA101, 639 nucleotides long. NCBI's taxonomy places the organism in Eukaryota, Fungi, Glomeromycota, Glomeromycetes, Entrophosporales, Entrophosporaceae. The record is from the annotation of a GenBank genome assembly.